CACGCAUACACACUUUGGGAGCACAACAGCUCAACAUAUAGGCAUCUGCAAUGAUGAAUCAGGAUAAUCCAUAUGCGAUGAAUCAGACGUGCAAGGUCUGUGGGGAGCCAGCAGCUGGAUUUCAUUUUGGAGCAUUCACAUGCGAAGGUUGCAAGUCCUUCUUUGGCCGCUCAUAUAACAAUUUGUCUUCUAUAUCGGACUGCAAGAAUAACGGCGAAUGCAUCAUCAACAAAAAGAAUCGCACAGCCUGCAAGGCUUGCCGCCUGAAGAAGUGCCUCAUGGUUGGUAUGUCGAAGAGUGGCUCGCGGUACGGUCGACGCUCCAACUGGUUCAAGAUCCACUGUCUGCUGCAGGAGCAACAGCAACAGGCGGUUGCUGCGAUGGCCGCACACCACAACAGCCAGCAGGCUGGCGGAGCGACGAACGCAGCUGGAUCCGUAUCAAAUGGUUGUGUGAAGGGCAUGUCGGGUGGACCGGGACAGGCGGCUGCUGCUGCUGCUCUGGGCAUGUUGGGGCAUGCGACGGGCGGCUAUGCGAGUCUGUACGGGGCAGGACCACCGCGCAGCAAGGAGGAGCUGAUGAUGCUGGGACUGGAUGGCAGUGUGGAUUAUGGCGGCAUUAAGCAUCCUGCGCUAGUUGCUUCACCCUCUGUCAGCUCACCGGACUCGCACAACUCUGACAGCUCGGUGGAGGUGAGCAGUGUGCGUGGCAACUCGCUGCUGCAACUGGGUGGUGGCAGCAGCAAGCCAAAUGCGGCCGGGGAUGCCGGACAAACGGGCAGCGGCACAGCGCCUGGACGGCCGCCGCAACUGCGCAAGGAUCUGGCACCGUUUUUGCCGUUGCCAUUUCCGGGUCUCGGUACAUUGCCAGUGAUGCCACCGCCAGCGUUUUUGCCGCCCUCGCAUCUGCUCUUUCCUGGCUAUCAUCCUGCGCUGUAUUCGCAUCACCAGGGUCUGCUGAAGCCGACGCCAGAGCAACAACAGGCGGCGGUGGCCGCAGCUGCAGUGCAGCAUUUAUUCAACUCCAGCAAUGCGAGCGGACAGCGCUUUGCACCGCAGCUACACACUGCAACGCCCUUCGCCGGUCACAAAGAGGAGUCGGCCUUGAGUCCCAAUCACAACAAUAGCAGCAGCAAUCAUUUACUGCCCAAUGGCAGCAGAACUGCGGCGACGAGUGCAGCAGAUGAGCUGACGAAACGUUUCUAUUUGGAUGCGGUGCUUAAGUCCCAGCAGCACAGUCCGCCGCCGCUGGCAACAAAGCUGCCGCCACACAGCAAACAGGAUUAUUCCAUAUCGGCGCUGGUCACACCCAACUCGGAGAGCGGGCGGGAGCGUGUGAAGAGCAGGCAGAGCAAUGGCGAGCCGGAUGACGAGGAAGACGAGCGAGAGGCAACCAUAACCACUGGCAGCGAUAAAGUUGGUGAGGAUGAACUGGAGCCGCAGGAUGUGGAUGAGGAUGAUGAGGAGGAUUUGGUCGUAUCCAUGACACCGCCAAGCUCGCCAGCCCAGCAGCAGCAGCAGCAACAGCAGUCGCAGCACGACUCGGAGCAGCCGACAGAGCAAAGUGGGGCAGCACAGGAUAAUCCCAUUGACUUAAGCAUGAAAACCACUGGCAGCACCAGCUCGAGGAGUAGCAGCAGUAUUAAGAGCAGCUGCCAGGAGGCUGAGGCCGACAUCUACAGUGACAAUGAGGCAGCAACUGAUAAAUCAUCCGCUCCAGAACUUAUUAAGUUAGCCGGACUCAAUGAUGAAGAGGACGAGGAUGUAGAGUCAUCAGCUCAGGUCGAGCUCAAGGAUACUAGCAGCACGGAAACGGUGAAGACCAGCGUUGAGAAAAACCACAAUAACAAUAAUAAUAAUAACAAUAACAAUAGCAACAACAAUAAUAACAACAACAACAACAAUAAUAAUAGUAGUACCACCAGUGAUAAUGAGGCCAACGAGAGCAUCAAACGCAAAUUGAAUGAACUGAUACAGGAAUCGAAUGGUUCGAAGCGUCUGCGCUUGGAUUCACCAUCACCAGCACCAGCACCACCAGCAGCCAACUUGGCCGUUAAAGUGGCCACCUCAACGGCACUCGAUUUGACAACCAAGGUUUGACCAUAACCUCACUAAACGCUGCACAGUAUAGCGGCAAUCAGUCGCUGGACUUAACACUAUGCAACAUCAUUUUGUUAGACAAACAAGAUUAUUAUUUUAAAAGUGUUUUUUUGUAUGUUUAUAAAUAGUUAACAUGCUUGGAAAUGAACAUGAAUAUUUCCAAGGAGUAUUUUUUAUUUCUUUUGGAUAAUGUAAAAAGUUAGAUUACCAUCUUUAAGUUUUGUUUAUCAUACAGUAGCCCCAAAAACCAAAAUUUUUGA
Messenger RNA from Drosophila grimshawi, 2359 nucleotides. Its product is annotated as knirps-related protein. The record is from RefSeq and is a predicted model, not a curated record. The transcript is spliced from 3 exons. Lineage: Eukaryota; Metazoa; Arthropoda; Insecta; Diptera; Drosophilidae. Gene Ontology annotation, biological process: regulation of DNA-templated transcription. Bases 51 to 2099 code for a protein of 682 amino acids. Gene Ontology annotation, molecular function: DNA-binding transcription factor activity; sequence-specific DNA binding; zinc ion binding.